AGGAGGGAGGGAGGGAAGGAGGGAAGGAAGGAAGCUGGGAAGCCGCGAGCGAGCGGGGGCGCGAGGCGUUUACCUGGAGGCAGCGGCUGGGGCGCGCAGCGCGGCCGCGGCUCCCCCGCACCUGCGGCCAUGGAUGAGGAGCGCGCCCUCUACAUCGUCCGGGCCGGCGAGGCAGCGGCUAUCGAGCGGGUCCUGCGGGAGUACAGCGAGAAGCAUAGGGCUACUUUCAAAUUUGAGUCAACUGAUGAAGAUAAACGAAAGAAACUCUGUGAAGGCAUAUUUAAAGUCCUAGUGAAGGACAUCCCAACAACAUGUCAAGUGUCCUGCCUGGAAGUUCUCCGCAUUCUCUCUAGAGACAAAAAGGUUUUAGUUCCUGUAACAACCAAGGAAAAUAUGCAGAUACUAUUGCGACUAGCCAAGCUCAAUGAGUCGGAUGAUUCUUUGGAGAAGGUGUCAGAGUUCCCGGUUAUUGUGGAGUCAUUGAAAUGUCUGUGUAACAUAGUGUUCAAUAGUCAGAUGGCACAGCAGCUCAGUCUGGAACUUAACCUUGCUGCAAAGCUUUGUAACCUCCUGAGAAAGUGCAAGGACCGAAAGUUUAUCAAUGACAUUAAGUGCUUUGACUUGCGCUUGCUCUUCCUCUUGUCACUUUUGCACACCGACAUCAGGUCACAAUUGCGCUACGAGCUCCAGGGACUACCGCUGCUAACCCAGAUCUUGGAAAGUGCCUUUAGCAUCAAGUGGACUGAUGAGUAUGAAUCGUCCAUAGAUCAUAAUGGACCGCCUCUCUCAGCUCAGGAGACAGACUGUGCCAUUGAGGCCCUCAAAGCUCUCUUCAAUGUGACAGUAGACAGUUGGAAAGUGCAUAAAGAGAGUGAUUCUCAUCAGUUCCGAGUCAUGGCAGCUGUCCUUCGCCAUUGUUUACUAAUUGUAGGUCCAACAGAAGAAAAAACAGAAGAGCUGCACAGCAAUGCAGUCAACCUUUUAAGCAAUGUUCCAGUCUCUUGUUUGGAUGUUCUCAUUUGUCCAUUAACCCAUGAAGAAACUGCACAAGAGGCAACGACUUUAGAUGAAAUACCCAGUGAUAAAACAGAUGAGAAAGAAACAGUUUUGAAAAACAAUACCAUGGUAUACAAUGGUAUGAAUAUGGAGGCCAUUCAUGUUUUACUCAGUUUUAUGGAGAAAAGAAUAGACAAGGGAAGCAGCUAUAGAGAGGGUCUAACUCCAGUUCUCAGCUUAUUAACAGAAUGUUCCCGAGCCCAUCGAAACAUCAGAAAAUUUCUCAAAGAUCAGGUUUUACCGCCGUUGAGGGACGUGACAAAUCGACCUGAAGUCGGCUCAACUGUGAGAAAUAAGCUGGUGCGCCUCAUGACACAUGUUGACCUCGGAGUCAAGCAGAUCGCUGCUGAAUUUCUUUUUGUCCUUUGUAAAGAGAGAGUGGAUAGCCUGCUGAAAUACACUGGCUAUGGGAAUGCUGCAGGACUGUUGGCGGCCAGGGGCCUCUUGGCUGGAGGAAGAGGAGAUAAUUGGUACUCAGAGGACGAGGACACAGACACUGAAGAAUACAAAAAUGCAAAACCAAACAUUAAUCUUAUCACUGGUCAUUUAGAGGAACCAAUGCCAAACCCCAUAGAUGAAAUGACAGAAGAACAAAAAGAAUAUGAAGCCAUGAAACUUGUCAACAUGCUUGAUAAACUUUCCAGAGAGGAGUUGCUUAAGCCAAUGGGACUAAAACCUGACGGGACAAUAACGCCUUUGGAGGAAGCACUCAGUCAGUACUCUGUCAUCGAAGAGACCAGCUCCGACACAGACUGAAACAUCACCUGCUCAACUCUCAAUAUUGCUUUUAUCAGCAUCUUUUCUCUGUAGCUCCAGGGGAAUCUUUUCUCUACAACAUUUAUGCCCUUGCUUUGGCUAGAAACACAUUAACUGGUUUACUCGUUGAGAAUCCAGCAUAUUUACGAGGUGAUCCUGUGUUUUUGCGAUUCUGAGGCAUUCGUGCAGAGCUGCAGUUAGAGUUGCAGAGGCGAGUCGCCCGGGGGAGAAAUCAUUCCGUUUCACCGGGAUGGAACCCAAGGACUUUCCAUGCAGCAGUCUUGGCUCAGUCUGGCCAUCUGUUCGCUCCGAUUCUUAGAAGAUUCCUCCAUGUCCGUCCUCACUGGCAUGAGCUGCCCCUCACAGCUCUGCCAGGCAGACAGAGCGAGGCAUGGGAGACGCAAAGGGAGUCGCUAAGGGCUGAGGCAAGCGCGGUGUUAAAUCAGGACUGACGAAAUGGAAGCCAAGCAGCUGCUCCGUCAUCCCGCCCUAGUCUCACUUGGGUUUUGUAAAAAUACACACACACACACACACACACACACACACACACACACAGAGCCCCAGAGUGGCAAACUCAUCACACCUAAGAGGUUAGUUAGUCACUUACUAGAACUUCAGAAUACAUUUCUCCCCAUGAAGAGUAAUAAGUGAUGGUUUGGUUCUGAGGCAGCUAUAGAUGCCUAUUUAUUCCCCACUCACCUGAACACUAGUACCAUGGAACUGAGCCCCAUCUGUCUGUGGCCCGGGGAACAUGCAUUCUGAGGUCCUGGAGCCCUCCGGGACGGGAGCUUCUCUGUGGCCUCUGCCAGGUGCGGAGAGCUAGCCGCCCGCUCUGGACGUGGAGGUCACCAUGCAUCAUGUGUCAGCUGGGGACUGUGUGUGCUUGUGUGUGUUCUACCUUCCUACCGUAUGUGAUCAGUUUAACAGUAACUUUAUUUAUUUAAAAAAAAAAAACCACGUAGUUACUGUUAAAUUGAUUAAAGCUGUUUAUUUUUACUCCUAGAAUUGGUCAUACGAAGAAGUAGAAAUUGAAUCAUGCAAUAGACAGUGGACCUAGUUAAUCAGUGGCUAAAGUUGAAAGGGGUUGGUUUCCUUUUAUAUCCAUAUAUGUAUGUGGGUAUAUGUCUGCAUAUACACAGGUGCAGACAUAUACCCACAUAGAUAACGUGCUUAACCACUGCCUUUUAAAACUUUAAAUAAAACAUUGGGGUUGAUUCAA
Sorex fumeus (smoky shrew) is the source of this 3031-nucleotide messenger RNA. It is a transcript of the gene RIC8B, whose product is annotated as RIC8 guanine nucleotide exchange factor B. Gene Ontology annotation, biological process: G protein-coupled receptor signaling pathway. Gene Ontology annotation, cellular component: cytoplasm; plasma membrane. The coding region runs from base 130 to 1812 and encodes 560 amino acids. NCBI's taxonomy places the organism in Eukaryota, Metazoa, Chordata, Mammalia, Eulipotyphla, Soricidae. Gene Ontology annotation, molecular function: guanyl-nucleotide exchange factor activity; G-protein alpha-subunit binding. The transcript has 11 exons. The record is from RefSeq and is a predicted model, not a curated record.